Homarus americanus (American lobster) is the source of this 424-nucleotide messenger RNA. It is a transcript of the gene RpL37a, whose product is annotated as probable 60S ribosomal protein L37-A. Gene Ontology annotation, cellular component: ribosome; cytosolic large ribosomal subunit. The record is from RefSeq and is a predicted model, not a curated record. The coding region runs from base 117 to 395 and encodes 92 amino acids. Gene Ontology annotation, molecular function: RNA binding; structural constituent of ribosome. Gene Ontology annotation, biological process: translation. Lineage: Eukaryota; Metazoa; Arthropoda; Malacostraca; Decapoda; Nephropidae. The transcript has 4 exons.
CUCGUCCCGCCACGACAUGGUGAGUGUUGUGCCGCCCUCACCCUGAGUAAAUUGUGUGUUAAAAGCCUCACCUUGGACUUAGUUCUGAGGAUUUACGUCAACACACAACAGAAUUUAUGACGAAGGGUACCUCAUCCUUCGGAAAGCGGCACAACAAGACACACACGUUGUGUCGCCGUUGUGGCCGUUCGUCAUACCACAUCCAAAAGAAAAAGUGUGCCCAAUGUGGGUACCCAAGGAAGAAGACCAGGCGUUAUAACUGGUCGGUGAAAGCUAUUCGCAGGAAGACCACUGGUACUGGUCGCAUGCGUCACCUUAAAAUUGUGCACAGAAGAUUCAGGAAUGGUUUCCGUGAAGGCACCAAGGCAAGGCCCAAGAAAGCUUCUGCUCAGUAAUUGUAAACCUGAAUAAAGAAAAAAUAUUA